CCGCAAGUCACCAUCUGAAGAAGAAGAAGAAGAAGAAGAAGAUAAAAAAAAUAGUAGAAGAAGAAGAACCAGGAGAAACGACACCAAACAUUUCUAACGGUUAAAGAUGACCACUUCGUGGAGUGACCGUCUGCAGAAAUAUGCAGACAUACCAGCCAACAUGGACGGCGUGGCCAUGAAGAAGUAUCGGCGUGAAGCUCACCACAGAGUGUUUGUCAACCGAAGCUUGGCCAUGGAGAAGAUCAAGUGUUUUGGUUUUGAUAUGGAUUACACUCUGGCAGUGUAUAAAUCUCCUGAGUACGAGUCGCUGGGCUUCGACUUGACGGUGGAGCGCCUGGUGUCCAUUGGAUAUCCUCAAGAGCUGCACAACUUUGUCUACGACCCCUCCUUCCCCACCAGAGGCCUGGUGUUCGACGCAAUGUAUGGAAACCUGCUCAAAGUGGAUUCAUACGGGAACAUCCUGGUGUGUGUGCACGGAUUCAACUUCGUGAGGGGACCCGACAUCAGAGAGAUGUACCCCAACAAGUUCAUUCAGCGUGGAGACACAGAGCGCUUCUACAUCCUCAACACACUGUUCAACCUGCCCGAAACCUACCUGUUUGCUUGCCUGGUGGAUUUCUUCAGUAACUGCUCCAGAUACUCAAGUUGUGAGACCGGCUUCAAAGACGGCGACCUUUUCAUGUCCUAUAAGAGCAUGUUCCAGGAUGUCAGAGACGGCGUGGACUGGGUUCAUUUCAAGGGGUCCUUAAAAGAAAAAACUGUUGAAAACCUGGAGAAGUAUGUGGUAAAGGAUCCAAAGCUUCCUCUCCUCCUCAGUCGCAUGAACGAAGUAGCCAAAGUGUUUCUGGCCACCAACAGUGAUUACAAAUACACAGAGAAAAUCAUGACAUACCUGUUUGACUUUCCUCACGGCCCGAAGCCGGGUAUGCCCCACCGGCCCUGGAAGUCCUACUUUGACCUGAUCUUGGUGGACGCUCGAAAGCCGGUGUUCUUUGGAGAGGGAACAGUGCUGCGGCAAGUGGACACUAUCACAGGUCGGUUGAAGAUUGGCACGUACACCGGACCUCUGCAGCAUGGUAUCGUCUACUCUGGAGGUUCUUCAGACAUGGUGUGUGACUUGCUGGGAGCCAAAGGGAAGGACAUCAUCUACAUCGGAGACCACAUUUUUGGUGACAUCCUCAAAUCCAAGAAGCGUCAGGGCUGGAGGACGUUCCUGGUGAUACCGGAGCUGGCCCAGGAGUUGCACGUGUGGACCGACAAGAGCUCCAUAUUUGAGGAACUUCAGUCUCUGGAGUGCUUCCUUGCAGAGCUUUACAAGCAUCUGGACAGCAGUAGCAAUGAGAGGCCGGACAUCAGCUCACUGCAGAGACGGAUUAAGAAAGUGACACACGACAUGGACAUGUGCUACGGCAUGAUGGGAAGUCUGUUCCGCAGUGGAUCCCGACAGACGCUGUUUGCCUCCCAGGUGAUGCGCUAUGCUGACCUGUACGCCGCCUCCUUCAUCAACCUGCUGUACUACCCCUUCAGCUAUUUGUUCAGAGCGGCACAUGUGCAGAUGCCCCACGAGUCAACGGUGGAACACGCCCACGUCAGUGUCAUCGACAUCGAGUCGCCGCUGGCCACGCGGAACCGCCACGACCUCGACCUCAAGGAGAUGGAGUGCAAACGGCACCAACUGACCCGGUCCGUCAGCGAGAUCCAGCCCCCCCACUUCUUCCCCCAGGCUCCACAGGAGAUCACCCACUGCCACGAUGAGGACGACGACGAAGAGGAGGAAGAGGAGUAAGAGGAGGAGGAGCAGGAGGAGGAGGCUUACUGUCGCAUCCAGUAUAUCCUGUUUUUUUGUGUUUUAAGCUGAUCUUUUUACUUUGUUUCAAAACUUCAGUCCGUUAGUCACAUCCGCCUGCUGAUUGGUUGAUUCCUUUUACAGAUAGAAGAAUCAUUUAGCUUAGCCUAUCAGGAACAAUGUACCCUAAAACUCUGUCAAACCGUUGAGACGGCCACUUCUGUCCAGACUUUGCAUUUUUUGGGACCAUAUUGUUUUAUGUCCCGUCAGUUUUUUAGAAUGACAAGAAUACUGGCCUAAUGUAGAGAUGCGAUGACGUGUUGAGAUAUUACAGAACAGCUAGAAGAAGAAACGUUUAUGUUAAAACAUCCAGGAUAAAUGUCUGGUGUUCUGAGAUGCUUUUUUUCUUCACUGGCUGUAGCCUCGACAGAGCUGACCAGAUGUCUGGAUCAUCAUCAACCUCUGUGUUAAAAAAAACAACAACUUUCAUCUCUUCUUUGGGGGUAUUUAAUAGGAAUUUGGGGAAAUGUAUGAACUAAACAACAGCACAUCUAAGGGCGGAUUUUUACUUGAAGAAAACUUGACUGCACUUAAGUUAGCGGCUGAAAGUAGAUUCAAUCAUAAAACGGUUCUAUUUUCUGUCAAUACGAGGGCUUGUAAUGACCUGCUGUGGUGAGGGGAAGGACAGGACACUGCUAGUAACUCCUGAGCUUAGAGGAACUUCUCCUACUUAUUUACCCAGUAAGUCCCCUCUCUGUGUUGUGAAAUUGGCGUCUCACCCUGAAGUCCUUACUGUAAAAUAUUCUCGUCUGCAUUACGCGUUUUAAAAAAGGUAAUGUAGAUAAUACACCCUGCCUUAUUCAUCUCGCUUUGAAUUGAUACUGUGAGUGUGUAUGAUAAUUAUUGCUUUCAUCAGAAGAAUGACAGGUGAAAGGUAUGGAAGGCCAUUUCUGACAGAUUCAAAUACUUCAGUAGGUUUAAAUGAAACUAUGUUUUGGUUUUUUUUAGGUGCAUAAUACGAGAUUGUCGGUAAUGCACGCUCACAUGCACCAACAUGCACUAACAUGCACUAAAAGAGUUACAACAAAUACACAGAGGUAGAGAGACCUCAAUCUCUGUUCAGGUAUUAAAUAGUUGUUUGUAUUAAUAUUAUAUGAAUACUCUGAAUGUUGUGUACUGCUUCUUUUAAGUGAAAGUCAAAUUUAUGAGAUAACAAAUUGUAACUACAAGAUAAGUCCAAAUUACUUUAAUUAUGCUAAUUACUGUCAUAAUUUUUACGCAAUAUUUCAUUAUUUUGAAUUACCAUGAGUGUUUGUAUUUUGUCCCUGGGUGCUUGCCGUCCUGACUGUCAUGGUCUUCCAUAGAGAGGUGAACCUGCUACUGAUCACUGUUCACACGCUGUUACUGAAUGUGAGAGGUGAAGACUGAGCCGUCACUGAGGGCCAACAGUCUCCACACAGAUACUGUAAUAUUUUAUUAAUAAUGUUUUUUGCGGUUGUUGUUUUUUUUCCUGGGGUAUUAUCAUGUCUUAUGUCCCUGUUUUAAUUUUAAGGACAUGUUUUACAUAAAAAAAUUCAGAUCUGCUGGAGUGAUCACAAAGUAUUGAUCCCUUGAAAAUGUGUCUGAUUGACAGAAGGCUGAUUUGUUCACUGAAUGUUUGAUUCUGCUGUUUGUGUGUUUGUUGAAGAGGCCUCACCUGUUUUAAGAGGGAGACAUAUUUUGAAUUGUUUAAAUUGUCCUGCUGACGGUUAUUUGUUUUUACCUUAUUUUAGCUCUGGAGCACCUUUUGUUGCUUAUCUGAUCAUUAUGGGAUGUUGGGAGGUACAAUAGACUGCGUUACUCUGCUGCUGUCGAAACACAAACAUUUCAGAGCAAGAAUCACCAACAGUUUCAGUUCUAACGUUUUAUAUUUAAUAUCACAAACUGUUAAGCAUGCCUGUGUUCGCUCCCAGCUUUUGAAGGCCAACCUAAACUUCAGACAUGCUCAAGUGUAAAGUGAACCAAAAAAAAACAUUUUUACCAGCAAUAGGUAAUGCAUGUGUUGAAGUUGCAUUUCUUUUCAGUUUUAUUUUAAAUGUUGGCUAAGUAUUGAAGACUGUUGAGAGCAGCAAUGCUGCGGUUGAGACGGUUUGAGUCACAAAUGAUGUUUGUAAUAAAUUUUCUGAUCG
This is a messenger RNA of Anoplopoma fimbria (sablefish), 3954 nucleotides long. RefSeq names its product 5'-nucleotidase, cytosolic IIa (gene nt5c2a). The record is from RefSeq and is a predicted model, not a curated record. The transcript has 18 exons. Gene Ontology annotation, molecular function: 5'-nucleotidase activity. Lineage: Eukaryota; Metazoa; Chordata; Actinopteri; Perciformes; Anoplopomatidae. The coding region runs from base 107 to 1786 and encodes 559 amino acids.